Molecule: messenger RNA, 2086 nt
Organism: Capsicum annuum
Lineage: Eukaryota; Viridiplantae; Streptophyta; Magnoliopsida; Solanales; Solanaceae
Product: zinc finger CCCH domain-containing protein 62
Exons: 9
Coding region: 258-1802 (514 amino acids)
Molecular function (GO): metal ion binding
Source: RefSeq, a predicted model, not a curated record
AAUAUUUCGGAAAUAUACAGAACUUUUUUCAUGUUUGACAUAAUUUGUGGGUUGUAAAAUAGAACUUUUGGGCAGAUGAGUAAUGACCCGUCUGUGAUUCAGCCAUUGAGGCCGGGAAAACAGUCCAAUCAAAGCAGCAAUUUCAGGAAAGCAAUCCAACUAACGGUAAUAUUUUUCAAAUUUAAACCCUAUUUGAACGCUGAUUUUCAGUAUCAGACACCCAUUCUCUUCAAUCAUCAUCAUCAAACAAGUCGAAAAUGGAUGUAUCAGACAGCGAUAGUACUGAUUACGAUUCUGAUGAUGAUCCAACUUUUGAUCUUCUUGAGGAGGAGACUAGAUCAACUCUCUCUAAACUCUCCAUUAAAAAACACAAUUCGUCUAAGGAUAUGUCUGCCAGGCGUAAUGUUUCUAAGGCUUUGGAAGAAAGUGUUGAGGAAGAGCAGGACGAGGACAAGACAGAUCCAAAGCUUGGUGAGAAAGAUCAGAGAAGUUAUGAAACUAUUCAGAAGACAAUCAAAGCUGGUCAGAUUGAGAAAUUGAAAGUGGAGCAAUGUAAGAUUUACCUAAGGAAACAUGCGCUGAGAUUGACGGGUAGCAAAGCUACACUUAUUCAGCGAAUUAAAGAGCACACUGACAUCCUUGAUGGUCGUGGAGAGGAGAAGUAUCCCCCGUCUAGUUUCGUAUUGAACUGCAAAGGGGACGCAUGCACUGGGGAUGUUGUUAUGUUUGAACAAAAUGUAUAUGAAAUGUUCUGCAUUGCAUCCAGGAGUGCUACUGGCCCUCCCUGUGGAACAAGAAUAGUAGCAGGGAGGAUUGUGAAAGAGAGCUAUGGUGCUAAAAAGCAGCAACAUACCUUUACGGUUGAGGUAUUGUGGAGUAAAGGGGAAAAGCCGCUGCCUCCACUGCAUCCUCUCCUCAUUAAGGGCAGAAAUCUCUAUAGGUUAAAAACUUUGCGACAGAAAUGGGACGAUGAAGCAGAAAGGCAGAAAAUUUUAUCUGAAAAGCAUGCGAGAGGUUCUGUUGCUCGGUCUAACAGGGAAACACGUGUCCAAGAGAAGGAAAUGCGGAAGUUGCAAAGGGAAAAUAGGGUAAGCACAGGUUACAAGGAGAAAAAAUCAGUAGCUGAGAGUAAAGGUAGGAUGCCACAUCAACACCAAAUGAAUAUAGCGCACAGUAAAGGGAAACAGCUGCAUUCUCUCUUGAUGAACUCCGUGAACAAGAAAGAUCAGCCUCAGGUAGAAGUGGUGGACAACAGCCAAAAAGAUGAACAAAAGGAAUGCAGAAAGUUUACAAAUGUCAUACAGGAAAAUGUCUUCCCUAAUCAGAGGCAACCUUUGACUAAUGUGAACCUGAAUGAUCCAAGUUCUUACAGGGAGCGACAGCAAGGCUUUGGAGAAAGCUACCCUUCUAAUCCUUCAAAGAUUCCAUUAAGAGUGUAUAACUCAAAUAUGCAUAUGCCAAUAUGGAGGGGCUCUAGCUAUGGAGGUAACACGAACAACUAUAAUAGUCUGUCAAGAAUGCAUGACUCUAAUGCACAUAAUAUUCCAACCUAUAGCGAUGGAGGUUACAACAACUGCAAUACUAGUAGAAGUCCAUUGCGUGAACAUGGUCACAUGUAUACGUAUGGCCAUUCACAAAAUAUGAACUGGCAAGCAAGGAAUGGUUGGUGUAAUGCAGGAGCUGCAAAGCGUCCAUUUCAAGGACAGGGCGAGGAACAAAAGAAGCCUUGCUGGUUUUAUGCUCAAGGAAGAUGCUACUAUGGGCAUAGUUGCAAGUACCUGCAUGAUUCUGUAGAAAUUUAAACAUUCAAGUGAAAGAACAGCCAGUAAGAAAGCUUUGGGAGAUAAUUCACAGGUCCAUUACUUUUGGUUCCUUUGUUCGGGUUACAAGUCUUUUGUCUCGGGGAUAGCAUCAUUGCUCCCAAAAAAGAAAAAAUUGAAGAACAAACUGUUUUUCUGAUCUUGUUUAAUUGUUUUCUAUUCCCUAACUGUAAUGUGCAGAGCAAACUCUCAAGCUCAAAUGGAAAGGCCAAAAUUCUAAUUUUGAUUUAAAAUUGUUAACUGAUUUGGAGAUGAAUCUUGGUAAA